GGAGAAUUAAGUGUGGACAAUUAAGCUAACCUGAUGGGAUGGAAGUCCCCAUACUGAUGAAUGGAUCUCGGCUGACUUGAUUGGCCCCUUCGUUUGGACGUUCAUAUAUAUCCAUCUCCAAGGCCAGUAACUCUCGGCAUCGGGAAGGCCCAGAAGGCUCAAACACAUCCUCUAGAAGCAGAUGCGAUCUAUGUAUAGCAUGUGGCUUAAAUAAUGAUCAUCGAGUAAACUCUUCAUCUGAGGGCUUUGUGGUUUAGUAGGGUUAAUUUGAAUUUUGUGGUAUGAGUAAGGGUUAACAGAAGCCCUUUUUCAAAUUCCACAUCAAGUGGUUGAAAAUGUUAAUGGUGUAUGCAUUUACAGAUUUCAUAUAGUGUGAAAUGCUCUGAUGGCGUAUUGGUUCUCGAUACAAGUUCCAUGCCGAAUUUGAAUGAGUGGAUGGGUAGGCAGAGGAAGCGAAGAUGAGGGGCAGGGGUUUUCUCGUAGCCCACUAACCGCUUUCAGUCAGGCUAACCCCAUUCCCGUUAUACCCUUAAUUUCAGAUGAAAAGUGGGGGCGACGUCUUUAUGUCAACAUUUCUGGAUGAAACAACGAUAAUUGGUGUUUUCAGUCCUAAAAGGUGGGUAUUAUCGACAACGACGGCUCGACGGUGUUUACCCACGCCACGUCUUGUAAUUGUCUUGUUAACCGUGUACGAAAAAAGGAAAAUGGGCUCCAGUAUUAUACGAUUCCGAUAUGGUGGCAGUAAAGUCCGAUCAGGUUGCAUUACAUGCAAGGCGCGACGGGUGAAAUGCGACGAAGGCAAGCCUACAUGUCAACGAUGUCUCAAGGCCAAACGAACUUGCGAAGGAUAUGCACCUCCGCCAUCCAUGUCAGCCACCUGUAGCCGGCCACUCAAAUUCGUUGUAUAUUCUGCUUCCUCGCCCGUUGACGCAUUAAGUCUCCUACCCGGUAUCACACCAAGAGAGCAAAGGUUCUUUGAUUUCUUUCGACUUCGAACAGCGGUAGAGUUAACGGGACCUUUCGAAGCGGAUCUUUGGUCUUCUGUUUUAUUACAAACGGCUCAUGCAGAAUCGGCUAUUUUUAAUGCGGUUGUUGCAUUGGGGGCUCUCCACGAGAAUUUUGGGCAUUCAAGAGAUGUUCAAGCGGUGGAUUCGAAUUAUGCCUUGAUUCAUUAUCAGAAGGCUAUUCAACGGAUAGUCAAUCCAAAGGCUUUGAAUAUUGAUAUAGUUCUUAUGAUGUGCCUAGUUUUCUCCGCGUUUGAUAACCUAAGGAACAAUUAUGAGGCUUCCUUAACCCACAUCGCUGGUGGUAUAAAGAUUCUUAUCGAGGAAGAUAAGAAACUUGGGGGACUCAAAGAUGGUUCUUUGCAAAAGGAUGUUUUUCUUCCUAUGUUUGCUCGGUUAGAAAAUCAAAUUACAGAAUGCGGACAAACGGCUACUGCGGCAAAUACUACACGCCUCCUUCAACUGCCUACCCUCAACAUACCUCAUACUUUCACGACAGUAGAGGAAGCGCAAAACGCAUUCGAUUUAUACCUUUCUUAUCUGUGGAAUAUGAUGGAACAAAUGGGAGAAGCCAACAAACAUCGCAUACCGCCUCCUCCGCUGCUUCAGCGCCACCAUAGGUAUGACGGUCUUUCAAGAUGGUUAGAUCCUUUGGAUCCACUACGCAAACAUGUCGAUUUUUCCACAUGUCAAACUCCACCAAUUCAUGGAGCAAAUAUGCGAUACGGAUUUUCAUCUUGGUGCGCGGCGUUCGAUGCCUCCGACUUUCCACCAUUCCAUCCAGCAGUUCUCUUGUUACAAAUGAGUCGUACGAUAGUUUCAAUCCUCCUCAAUAUCGAUAUAGUGAUAGGUGAAAUAGCUUGGGAUUCUUACCUCCCCCAAUUUAAAAUGAUACUUGAUUAUGCCGAGAUGACCUCCCCGAAUAAAUACAUGAUUAGUCCUAACCAGGGAGGAACGCCACCAACCUUUCAUUACCAUCGCGGCUUCCUUACACCUAUCUAUAUGGUUUCAACUAGAUGUCGAGAUCCGUUAAUGCGUCGUCGAGCUUUGCGUAUUCUUGAAAAUUGUAACCGAAAGGAAGGAAUCAUAGAUAGUAUGAUAUACACUAGAAUUGCCAAGAACAUGAUGGAAAUCGAAGAAGGAGCCGCGAUUGAAGAAAUGAGGAAAAAGGACACAAGCCAAAAUCUUGAUGAUUGUGUUAUAGAAAAGGCGGAGCAGAUACCGGAAAAAUGCAGGAUUAGAGAGUCUAUCGCCAAAUUUGUGCCAGGAGGAGGAGGAUUGGUCGGAUAUAAAAGAGAAGGAAUUUGGCACACGGUAGAUGAUGAAGAACCAGUAUCGGUUGAUUGGCAAAAGUAAUAGUACUUAUGGAGGGGCCAAGGUUGUCCUUGUGAAUAGAAGUGAUGAAGCUGGCAGUGCUGUGCACAUGAAAAAAUACUUAAUUAAGACA
Messenger RNA from Botrytis cinerea B05.10, 2451 nucleotides. RefSeq lists its product as hypothetical. Gene Ontology annotation, biological process: regulation of DNA-templated transcription. The record is from RefSeq and is a predicted model, not a curated record. NCBI's taxonomy places the organism in Eukaryota, Fungi, Ascomycota, Leotiomycetes, Helotiales, Sclerotiniaceae. Gene Ontology annotation, molecular function: DNA-binding transcription factor activity, RNA polymerase II-specific; zinc ion binding. The coding region runs from base 540 to 2360 and encodes 606 amino acids. The transcript is spliced from 2 exons.